This is a messenger RNA of Manihot esculenta (cassava), 1273 nucleotides long. Its product is annotated as NAC domain-containing protein 83. The record is from RefSeq and is a predicted model, not a curated record. Gene Ontology annotation, biological process: regulation of DNA-templated transcription. Gene Ontology annotation, molecular function: DNA binding. The transcript has 3 exons. NCBI's taxonomy places the organism in Eukaryota, Viridiplantae, Streptophyta, Magnoliopsida, Malpighiales, Euphorbiaceae. The coding region runs from base 404 to 1123 and encodes 239 amino acids.
UCAUCCAUACAUAUUCUUAUGUAGUAUUUAAUAAAAUAUUUCUAAAAGAAAAUCAAAGUGGGAAGCAUGCACAGUAGCACACUGACUUGCUAAAACCUGGUUAUUUGUGGGACGUGGGUUGUGAUCUUCUUUCUUUUGAUCAGUCGUGAAAGGAUUUUCUUUCUUCUUUAUCUUUCAAAAGAAGGAGUUUUUUUUUUUUUGUUUUCCUUUUUUUUUUUUUUUGGGAUAUAGUCUUUGCUCCUUUCUCUCUUCCCUCUAAGCUCUCCCUCCAUUUCAGGCCGGGCACCAUAUACUACCCCUAUAUAUAAAGAGCCCUGUCUCUUUGCUUCUGAAACUCACCCAGGCCUUCAUCUCCUCCUUUUUAUAGUGCAUCGCUAGUGUGUAUUAUUCGGUUAGAGAGGAAAUGAUGAAAUUGCCUCCAGGUUUUCGUUUCCAGCCUACAGAUGAAGAGCUUGUCUUUGAGUACCUCAAACGCAAAGUUCUUUCAUGGCCGUUGCCUGCUUCAAUCAUCCCUGUCAUCAAUCUCUGCAACUACGACCCUUGGGAUUUGCCUGGUGAUAAAGAGCAAGAGAGGUACUUCUUCAGCCACAGGGAAGCCAAGUAUCGAAAUGGAAACAGAAUCAACAGAGCAACUGCUUCUGGGUACUGGAAGGCAACUGGCUUAGACAGACAAAUUGGUCCUUCACACAAGAACACUGCACUGGGGAUGAAAAAGACUCUGGUUUUUUAUAGAGGCAAGGCUCCCCAUGCGUUAAGAACUGAUUGGAUCAUGCAUGAAUAUCGUCUUGUUAGUGUAGGAGAUGUAGCUUCCAAUAGUUUUCCACUGACAAAGAACUCAGCCCAGAAUUCUUGUGAUGAAAUUGAGAAGUGGGUUCUAUGUCGAAUAUAUUUGAAGAAAAGAAAUAGUGAGAUAGAUGAGAAUUGCGAGGAUGAGAGAGUGGAGAAUGCGGCCGUGACGUAUGAUCAGCGCAGAUUUUUCUAUUUUACGAGGAGAGAUGAGAUUGUUUUUGAUUCUGUUUCGUCCUCUUCGUCAUCUUCAAGCUCAAGUGGCAUCACUGAGGUCUCUUCAAAUGGAGAGGAUCUUGAUGAAGAAAGCAGUAGUAGUAGUUGCAAUUUUUUCUGACAUUCUGCAAUUGCAAACUCCGAAGAGAGCUAUAUAUAUAUAUAUCAAGCUUUUUUCAUCUUAAUUGAAUUGGUUUCUCGUGUAUGACGAAAAUGUAAAUUAUAUUAUUGAAAGCAAAAUAUAUCCACAAACAAUGGAGGUUGGAUAUUA